Messenger RNA from Pseudozyma flocculosa PF-1, 1857 nucleotides. RefSeq lists its product as uncharacterized. NCBI's taxonomy places the organism in Eukaryota, Fungi, Basidiomycota, Ustilaginomycetes, Ustilaginales, Ustilaginaceae. The transcript is spliced from 2 exons. Gene Ontology annotation, molecular function: NADP binding; flavin adenine dinucleotide binding; N,N-dimethylaniline monooxygenase activity. Bases 1 to 1857 code for a protein of 618 amino acids. The record is from RefSeq and is a predicted model, not a curated record.
AUGGCUGCCCUGGCACAGACCCCGCAGUCGAGCACCACGGCACUGCCGGCCCUCGACGGAGCCCUCAAGGACGGCCCCAGCAACGCUGCCGUCGCGUCCCAGGACCCCCUGAGGAUCGUCACUACGGUCGCCACCCAGCUCGAGUCGGCCCUCAGCACGGGCGACUUUGACGCUGCCGUCCAGCUCUUUGACGACGAGGGCUACUGGAAGGACCAGAUCGCCCUCCACUGGGACUUCAAGACCGUCCAGGGCCAUGCCAAGAUUGGCUCCUUCCUCGGCGACAACGGCGCCCGCGCGCGUACGCUCAACAACAUCCAGGUCGAGAAGCCCUCGGCGCAGUUCACGGCAGGCAUCAAGGGCGAGCAGCUCGUCAUGGCCUUCUUCACCUUUGACACCGACGUCGGCAAGGGCCGCGGCGUGUUCCGCCUGAGAAAGUCCAAGAAUGGCUCCUGGAGGAUUUUCGCCCUCUACACGACACUGCAAGAGAUUCGAGGCCACGAGCCCAAGCUCGGCGAGCGACGUGCUCUUGGCGUCGAACAUGGCCAGCACGUCGGCCGCAAGUCGUGGAAGGACCGCCGCGCCGAGGAGAAGGAGUACAUCGACAGGUCGCCCGAGGUCCUCAUCGUCGGCGCGGGCCAGGCCGGCCUGUCAGCCUCGGCGCGCCUCAAGCACCUCGGCGUCGAUGCCCUCAUGAUCGACGCCAACAAGCGGGUCGGCGACAACUGGCGCAAACGGUAUGACUUCCUAGUCCUCCAUGAUCCUAUUUGGUACGAUCACCUUCCGCUGCUCAAGUUCCCGCCGAGCCACCCGGUGUAUACGCCCAAGGACAAGCUGGCGGACUGGUUCGAGUUUUACGCGUCGACCCUGGAGCUCAACCACUGGAUGGAGACGACGAUUGUCAAGGACAGCGUGGCGUACGACGAGGCCAAGAAGCAGUGGACGGUGACGGUGCGGCGCAACACGCCCGACGGCGUCCAGGAGCGGACGCUGCACCCGGACCACAUCAUCAUGGCGACGGGCCACUCGGGCGAGCCCAACAUGCCGGCGUUCAAGGGCGCCGACGACUUCAAGGGCAGGCUGGUCCACUCGUCGCAGCACGGCAGCGGCGCCGAGUUCAAGGGCAAAAAGGCCAUCGUGAUUGGCUGCUGCAACUCGGGCCACGACAUUGCCCAGGACUUUUACGAGCAGGGCGCCGACGUGACGAUUGUGCAGCGCUCGUCGACGUACGUCAUGUCGUCGGACUCGAUCACCGAGAUCCUCUUCAAGGGCCUCUACUGCGAAGACGGCCCGCCGACCGAGGACGCCGACCUGAUGUUUGUCUCGACGCCGAAUCCUGUGCAUCAAGAGCUGCACAAGGAAAUCACGGCCAAGAUCGCCGACUUUGACAAGGACCUCCUCUCCGGUCUGAGCAACGCCGGCUUCAAGCUCGACAUGGGCUUUGACGGUUCGGGCUUCCUGAUGAAGUACUACCGCCGCGGCGGGGGCUACUACCUCGACGUGGGCGCGUCGAAGCUCAUCAUGGACGGCAAGAUCAAGAUCAAGCAGGGGCAGGAGAUUGACCACCUCGAGCCGGACGGCGUCGUCUUUGCCGACGGGCACAAGCUCGAGGCCGACGUGAUUGUCUGCGCCACGGGCUACCAGAACAUGCGCACCACGGCGCGCAAGAUUUUUGGCGACAAGGUGGCCGACCGCCUCAAGCUCGCGUGGGGCCUCGACGACGACGAGGAGCUCUCGGCCAUGUACCGCUUCAGCGGCCACCCGCGCUUCUACUACAUGGGCGGCAACCUCGCCCACUGCCGCAGCUACUCGCUCCCCCUCGCCCUCCAGAUCCAGGCACAGCAGCUCGGCAUGUACUGA